This is a messenger RNA of Heterobasidion irregulare TC 32-1, 1023 nucleotides long. RefSeq lists its product as uncharacterized. The transcript has a single exon. Bases 1 to 1023 code for a protein of 340 amino acids. Lineage: Eukaryota; Fungi; Basidiomycota; Agaricomycetes; Russulales; Bondarzewiaceae. The record is from RefSeq and is a predicted model, not a curated record. Gene Ontology annotation, molecular function: nucleic acid binding; zinc ion binding.
AUGUCGACAAAUCCUAGAAAUCCUGAGUCCAAGGGACCGGCUAUGGCCAAACCCACUCCCUUCGACGGAAACCGAAAACGAACGGAGCAGUUCCUCCACGAAAUCGACCUGAUGAUCCUCGCCAGGAAACACGACUUCCCGGACGAGUUUACAAAGAUCGCGUACGCCUUGUCCUACAUGAAAGGAGGAUCAGCAGGGAUAUGGGCGAGGAACUUCACCAAGGCCAGGAACACAAAUGACGAUUGGAACCACUACACGUGGAAACCCGCGACCGACAUGACCUCAGUCCGUCAAAAGAUCUCGACGGACUUCGAGGAAUUCGACAAGACAGCAGAUGCCAGAGACAAGCUGGCCAGGAUCAACCAAGGAAAGGAGUCUUUUAACACAUACCUCCAACUGUUCGAGCAAAUCGCCGAACUAGCAGGGGUUGAUCUCGAGACCAAGAAGACGCACUUCCUACGGGGCCUCAAAUGGGAGUUGGCCCGAGGAAUUUAUCAAGACCCAGCAGCACAGGCGACAUGGGACGAACUAGUAGCCAAGGCCAAACGACACGAGACAAUGCGCAUAGAAGAAAUGCGCGCACGAGACCUUCGGCAGGGGAAGUAUCAAGUUUUCACCCCGACCAACUACUAUUCGAACUUCGCCCCGACCCCUCGUCACGAACGAGAAUCCCAAUACGCCCCCAUGGACGUAGACGCAGCUGAAUUGGAGGUCGACGCCAUCCGCUUCAAGAAGCUUACGCCGGAAGAAAGGAACCGGCUCUACAAAGAAGGAAAGUGCUUCUAUUGCAAAAAGACCGGGCACAUGGCGCGCGGAUGUCCCUCUCGACCCAAAAGAAGAUUCCCACCUCCUUCAAGAGGAAGGUUCAUUCCUAGGUCCCGCACUAUGAGGGCCAUGGAAGCGGACGAAGAGGAGGAAGAAGAAUACCGGGACGCACGCAGAUCCAGCGUAGAUCCUGAAGAACGAAUGGGAAUCGAACGAGGCGUAAUCGCUAACUUCCAAGCCAACAAAAAGGGUUUUUAA